CACAACACACACAUAUUUCAGUUUUCAUUACCGGAAUUGAAAGGGAGCGAAGCCACCGAACUUCUGCAAAACUUUUUUCUCACUCUUCUCAAAAAACAGGGUGUCAAAGCAAAGAGGUUGAAGAAAUUAGUUAACAAAAUGGGAUUUUUACGCAGAAAAUUAAAAAAAGUAUUGUUGAAGAAGACGACCCUUUAUCCACCAUAGAAAGCAGUUACUUGAAGACAAUCCCAUUUCACCAAAUCUGUCCUUAAACAAAUCCUCCAUUUUCAAUGUCUCUAUGUGUUUCUCAUCAUUAUAUCACCACCACCACCACCGUCUCUCUCUCGUAUACCAUCUCCUCCUCCCAUGCAUCCUCUUCGCCGGAAAGUCUCCCUAUUCUCCUCCUACACCACCGCCAUGAAACACCGCAAAAACAACAACCUCUCUGUCUUCGUCGUCGUCUUCUCUGUUUUCCUAUUCGGAUUCUUCAUGUACAAUGAAGACGUGAAAUCCAUAGCCGAAUUCCCAUUCUCCAGGCCCAAAUUCGUAACCCACCAAAACGCUCUUCAGAAAUCUAACGUUGAUGGGGUGGUUGAGAUCACUUCCAGGACGACUUUAGUGGUGGAGUCAAAAACAGAGGAGGAUCAGGUGAUUGAGUUGCCGGUUCCAGUGGCAGUUGCGGUGGAUGAAGAACCGGAAGAAGAUGAGGAUAUCGAAUUGCCACCUGAAGAAUGUGAUCUGUAUAAUGGGAAUUGGGUUUAUGAUGAUUCAACACACCCACUAUAUAUAGAAGAUCAGUGUGAAUUUCUUACUGCUCAGGUGACAUGUAUGAGAAACGGGAGAAAAGAUUCGAUGUAUCAAAACUGGAGAUGGCAACCCAAAGAUUGCAACUUACCCAAGUUUAGGGCAAAAUUAUUGCUGGAAAAACUGAGGAACAAGAGGCUUAUGUUCGUUGGCGAUUCAUUGAAUAGAAAUCAGUGGGAAUCAAUGGUGUGUUUGGCUCAAUCCAUUAUUCCUCCUGGAAGAAAGAGCUUGAACAAAACCGGUUCUCUUUCCAUUUUCAGAAUUGAGGAUUAUAAUGCGACCGUGGAAUUUUAUUGGGCACCAUUUUUGGUAGAGUCGAAUUCGGAUGAUCCAAACAUGCAUAGUAUAUUGAACAGAAUCAUAAUGCCCGGAUCCAUUAAAAAACAUGGUAAAAACUGGAAAAAUGUCGAUUAUUUGGUCUUCAACACCUACAUUUGGUGGAUGAACACCUUCUCCAUGAAAGUCCUGCGUGGAUCUUUUGACAAAGGAGCAACAGAAUACGAUGAGGUUGAAAGACCUGUGGCAUAUGCAAGAGUGUUGAAGACAUGGGCUAAAUGGGUUGAUAAAAAUAUCGAUUCAAACCGUACAACGGUUUUUUUCAGUAGCAUGUCUCCUCUACAUAUCAAGAGCUUGGACUGGAACAAUCCUGAUGGCAUCAAAUGCGCGAAGGAGACUAGUCCAAUCCUUAACAUGUCCAUGCCCGUAGAGGUGGGCACUGACAGGCGACUCUUUAGGGUUGCAACAGAUGUGAUCGGAUCAAUGAAACUCCCGGUCCACUUUCUCAAUAUAACUUCUCUUUCAGAAUACAGAAAAGAUGCACACACUUCCGUGUACACUAUUCGCCAAGGCAAGAUGUUAACGGAUGAGCAAAAGGCAGACCCGAAUACUUAUGCCGAUUGUAUACAUUGGUGUCUUCCUGGGUUGCCUGACACGUGGAACGAAUUUCUUUAUACACGUAUUAUUUCUCGCUCUUGACUGAUGAAGUGUCAACUCUGAUCAAUAUGGUUUUAUUUACUGUUCUUGUAGGAAUUUAAAAAAUGAUAUUUUCUUUCGCAUACCUUGUACCUAAGGAGAGGACAAAUUUUAUAUUCAUG
Messenger RNA from Lactuca virosa, 1877 nucleotides. NCBI's taxonomy places the organism in Eukaryota, Viridiplantae, Streptophyta, Magnoliopsida, Asterales, Asteraceae. The record is from the annotation of a GenBank genome assembly.